AGUCGGAAAAUGGCAGCGCUUCCGGUGAUGUUACGUAUGAUGCAGCGUUAGCGCUCAUAAAUUGUUUAAUUUCUUGAAUUUUGUGUAUUUUCAUACUGUGGCUCACUUUUACAAGCGGUAACAAGCAUGGAAGGCAUUAACUGGCGAAAUAUUAGAGGCAUCGUAACCUCUUGUGGGGUGGAAACGUUUAUGAAAGCAGUGGAAAUUUGGCUGUUGAAACCGCACGUCGUUAACCGUAGACUUUCAGGAGCAGUCGUUGUGUGCAGAACGCACACGACGUGUAAGAACAGUGCAGCGACGACGUUACGGCAGCUUAUCAAACAGUUUUCAACCACAAGCUGCGAAUUGAGAGACAGUUUCCUUACUGAGAGUAUUGCAACAUUUACGGAAGACCACUUGCAUGACCUUGAUUUGUCACAUGGUAAAAUUGGGGGUAGGCCUAGGCCUAAAAAUGGAAACCUUCCAGAAAAUGAGCGCGUCAAAAGAGUAUUUGAACUGGACGAGCAGAGUCACGAUGUUGCAACUACUAGUCCACAGCUGUCAGAUGAAACAUACAGUUCAGCAGUUGAGCUGUAUGUGAGGAAGCUUAUACCGCGAAUCACUGGACAUACCAGACAUGGAAAUACUGAAGAAUCCAUGAAUGAAAUAAUAAUGAUUGAUCAUGUUGAGUGUGAAGCCACAUUCAUUCUUCUACAAAGAGAAAUUGACAACUGGAAUGCACUCCAAACGGUUUACAGACUGAGCUUCUCUUCAAAAGCAUCAAGGAUUAGUCUCCAUAUUUCAGAGAACUACAAAGAGCCGCAGUCCCCAUCCCUAGCUGUCACAUGUCCAACGGUAGCCUGGCUGCAAGACUGCUUACUGCCCAAGAUAGCCAAGUGGGCAUCCAAAGUCAGUGCCGAUGCCCCAGUGAAGAGUUCCCAGGUCCUCGUAUCCAUGGAGAAAUACAGCGCUCUGUACGGGAAACUGAAGAAAAAAUACGGAGCAAAAUUUGUCAAGAUUUGGCCAGAGAACACCGAUCCCCUGAAGUUUGUGUAUGAGGAUGUUGCCAUAGCAACCUACCUGAUUGUUCUGUGGGAGCAAGAGCGGGUGGAGAAGGGGUUGAAGAGUCCCCAGUCCUUUGUUGACUUGGGCUGUGGCAACGGACUGCUGGUGCACAUACUCAACGGUGAAGGGUAUCCUGGAAAGGGCAUCGAUUUGAGAAGAAGGAAGAUUUGGGACCUGUAUGGACCAGAGACCCAUCUGGAAGAGUGUUCUAUAACUCCAUCUGAUACUUUCCUUUUCCCGGAUUGUGAUUGGCUGAUUGGCAACCAUUCAGAUGAGCUGACACCAUGGAUACCCGUUAUGGCAGCAAGGUCGUCCUACUCAACCAGAUACUUUGUCCUUCCCUGCUGCUUCCACGACUUUGACAUGAAGUACAUGAGGACCGACCAGACCAAGACCCAGUACCGUGCCUACCUGGACUUUGUUGAGGAAGUGGGGCAGGUGUGUGGCUUCCAAGUGCAAGAGGACACAAUGAGAAUCCCAUCCACCAAAAGGAUAUGCCAAAUUGGAAGUCACAGAACCUAUCCACGGGAGCAGUCAGAAGACAUUCGUCAGCUGAUCACAAAAUACAUUACAAGCCGACGCGCACACAGAACUGCAACCGUCCAUGAUAAAGAAGUGGAGCUGGCUCAGGAGGGCACCUCAUUAACAUCUGAAAGAAACGUCAGUGGCACCAGUGCCUCACCUUCUCAAGGACAAAGUGCCGGCUUAAGGUGCGGUAACCAGACUCACUGUCCAGAGUCUGACAGCAGAAGCAGCGAGGCCUCGUUGGUUCAGUGGGCCCCUCGUUUUCAGCCCCGCAAGAGAACUGAGCCGGUCCGGAACUGUGCCAAAGUGGACUAUAACUUGAGGCAAAGGAUCGUCAAUGAGGUGGCACGUGCCAUACUGACAGAGGCAGGCUCGGACGUUUCUGACAGUGCGAGAGACAGGAAAGAGAGGAAAUUAUGGAGGAAAGGAGGCUCUUUGACGUUUGCUGAGAUUGCGAAACUCUUUGACAGUGACACCCUGAAAAACCUGAAGAGUGAAUGCGGAGGCUUGAAGACUCUCCUCAAAAACUCCCACCAAGUUUUCCAAGUGUCCAACACCAGUGUUGAGAUUAGAGACUGGUCGGCAAGUGCCCCAGCACAGCAGACCCAUUCCAAGAAGCAAAAAGGGAAGAACUCUCGGAAGGAGGACGCUUUCAAGACAAGACUGUGCUGGUUUCACACCUGCCACCCCGAUGGCUGCCCUCGCUUGGCCAGCCAGUGCCAGUUUGCCCAUGGAAACGAUGAACUGAGGAAAUUGGCAGUGUGUACUCAGCCACACGCCAUCCAUGUGUAGUACCAUUCACAAUUCCCUAUUUGCAGCUGCUUCGAUAUAGGAACAUUUUCCCAUGAAGCCAUGGUUACUUUUUUGCACUGCAUAAAACAGAAGUGAAACAUCUUAAUUAUUUGCCAUCGGAAGUGUGCUGUCCAGUGUUGUAUUCGAGGCUAUCAUAAGUUCCUGUAAGUCCAUCACAAGUCAUCACAGGUCAUCGAGGCUUAAGCCAAUUGACAAGCUAUUGAAAUGAGCUGUGACAAAAGCAUUCUUUUGUCAUUUUGCACCCUGUUACUUAUGACUGGCCUUGUGGAGGGACUUGUGACUGGCCUUAUGAAGGGACUUGUGAAAGGACUUGUGAUGGACUGGAAUACAACACUGGAGCUGUCAGUAGCCACUCAAUUGGCAGCUACCAUCUUGGACCUUUUUUUUCUCGGUCUCUUCCAGACACUCCUCAACAACAAUUUUGGUCAUUUGGUCGAGAGUGAGGUUGAGGAAUUGCACAGUCAGAAAUACUUUUGCCAAAAGUCUUGGGGGCCACAAAAUAUUGGGGGGGGGGGAGAAAUUCCUCAGAAAGCAAAAAUCCCCUCCCCCCCC
Messenger RNA from Acanthaster planci (crown-of-thorns starfish), 2934 nucleotides. It is a transcript of the gene trmt44, whose product is annotated as tRNA methyltransferase 44 homolog. Gene Ontology annotation, biological process: tRNA methylation. Gene Ontology annotation, molecular function: tRNA (uridine) methyltransferase activity; metal ion binding. The record is from RefSeq and is a predicted model, not a curated record. NCBI's taxonomy places the organism in Eukaryota, Metazoa, Echinodermata, Asteroidea, Valvatida, Acanthasteridae.